This is a messenger RNA of Anopheles arabiensis, 2975 nucleotides long. It is a transcript of the gene Mocs1, whose product is annotated as molybdenum cofactor biosynthesis protein 1. The record is from RefSeq and is a predicted model, not a curated record. The transcript has 3 exons. The coding region runs from base 231 to 1709 and encodes 492 amino acids. Gene Ontology annotation, molecular function: GTP 3',8'-cyclase activity; metal ion binding; 4 iron, 4 sulfur cluster binding. Gene Ontology annotation, biological process: Mo-molybdopterin cofactor biosynthetic process. NCBI's taxonomy places the organism in Eukaryota, Metazoa, Arthropoda, Insecta, Diptera, Culicidae.
AGAUUUUCUACGCAAGAAGUGAUGUUGUUAUUUUUAAUCCAUUCCUCCUUUUAGUUGUUGUUUCUGUUGUUUUUUGUACCUACUUUAAAACACUCUAAAAGCAGUGUUUAGUGUAAAUGGUUAACUAAUAAGUAAGCAAAACGAAGGGAAACAAAACCCCGGUUCUAAACCGAUGUGAUAGUGUAGUGUAGUGUAGAAUAUCUCCACACCGUGAUCCCCUCCACCCGACAAUGCAUCGUCUGAUGGUGCGUGGAGUAGUGCGUGGAGCAGCAGCUUCAAUAGAUAGCUCCAGCCGGUGGGUGCUCCCGGACCCGAAGCUGCUACACACGGCAAGGCCGUGCUUAUCGGACGCAGGCAGCAGCGGCGAUCGGCAGACACAAUCGCCGGAAACCAGCGCGUCAUCGGCGGCACCAUCAUCGACAGUUGAUAGUGCUGAUAAGCAGAACAAAUCGAAUAGUGAACGCGAACGGUCACAGCCAACUACAGCAGCAACAGCAGCUUCGACGCUCAGCGACAGCUUUGGACGAUUUCACAGCUAUCUGCGAAUAUCGCUUACCGAGCGGUGCAAUCUACGCUGCAAGUACUGCAUGCCGGCGGACGGUGUGCAGCUGACCCAGAAACAGCAACUGCUAACCAGCGCGGAGGUGCUCCAGCUAGCCAGCCUGUUCGUGGCGGAGGGCGUCCGCAAGAUACGGCUCACCGGCGGUGAACCCACCGUGCGCAAAGACCUGACCGAGAUCGUUGCCCAGCUGAAGGCCACCAAUCCGCUGCUCGAGAGCGUCGGCAUCACCACGAACGGCCUAAUGUUAACGCGCCAGCUCGUCGGGCUGCAGCGGGCCGGGCUCGAUGCGCUCAACGUCAGCCUGGACACGCUGCGGGCGGCCCGGUACGAGCAGAUAACGCGCCGGAAAGGCUGGGACCGGGUGAUGGCCGGCAUUGACCUGGCGAUCCAGCUCGGUUACCGGCCAAAGGUGAACUGUGUGCUGAUGAAGGGAGCACCAGCACGUUCUACCACCACCACCAACACAUCCUACGCACAAACCACCACCCUCUUCCAGCGCCGUCCAGCGCUGCAACAGCCCCACCGGCACUAUGCGUCGCUCAGCCACGUGGACGUACACACGGGCCGCGCCACCAUGGUCGACGUCGACGACAAGCUGUCCACGAAGCGGAUCGCCAAAGCGCAAGCGACCGUGUACGUUGGGCCUACCAUCGCGGCGCUGAUCGAAAACAACGAGCUGAAGAAAGGCGACGUCCUCUCGAUCUCACAGAUGGCCGCCAUAGUGGCGGCAAAGAAAACGUCCGAUCUGAUCCCACUGUGCCACAACAUCCCGCUGUCCUCGAUCAAGGUGGAAACGAACCUGAACAGCUCCACGCACGAGGUGCACAUACUGGCGAAGGUGAAGUGCGACGGCAAGACGGGUGUGGAGAUGGAGGCCCUGACCGCCGUUUCGAUUGCCGCCCUGACCGUGUACGACAUGUGCAAGGCGGUCUCGCACGAGAUCCUGAUCAAGAACAUUAUGCUGGUGGAGAAGACCGGCGGCAAGAGCGAGUUCUACCGGAAGCAGUUCAGUCACGAUGCGUCCACGCUGGAGUCGCGCACGAUGGAGGAGCGCACGCCGGAACGGAUGCCGCCAGUGCCGCCAACGCGCCCGUACCGGACCGAUCCGAUCGUCACGAACGAACAGUUUGUGCCGAUGUACAUCUGAAGGCCAAAAGUCAACCCCCGUCGUGUCGUCGUCCCCCAAUCCCAGUUAAAAAGCAAACAAAAAGCUACAUCCGCUUAGCGUAUGCGUAGCGUGCCGUUGUGUGCCUUUAUUCAUUAAGCAAGCGUUUCUUUCCUACACACAAACGCGCGCGCGCACCUCCUCAUCGAUCGUCCACAGCCGUUUGGCCCCAGUCCAGUGCCAUCCGGCUGCUGCCACGUGAUAUUGCCUGCAGCCGCACCACCAGCUCCCCGUACGUCUCGCACGCGAGACCCUUGUGUUUGGAGCCGUCGGCCAGUAUCUUGGGGUCGCGCAGUUCCGGAUUCACACCGCUCAGCCAGCUCAUUGCCGCGGAGCAGAGGUUCGAGUACUUCGGGAUGAAGAGUGGUGCUCUUAUUGUCCUCUCCGAGCCUGUGCCGCUCAGCGGACAGUGAACCCUCGCAUAGCCACGGUUCGUUUCCACGUUCCAGAUGUUGGCACCGUACAGGCUGAAGAUGAUUUGGGGCCAACCGUGCGGGUUGGUGGAUUUCAUCGUAAACUCUACCGGCAUGUUAAACACGACCGUGCGAUAGUCCGACUCGGUGCGGGCGCUCUGCGUGACGGCCGAUCGGAGACCGGAGACGAGUUCCCAGUCCGGGCCGGCCACAAUGUCGUACCGGCAGAACAGACCACCACCGUCCGGGCCCAUCGGGAAGUGGGCGGAUUCGAGCUGGCCCGUCACGGUCAGAUGGAAGAAGCUUUCACUCUCGCCGGAUGUUAGCUGCAGUUCGAGCAUCUUUUUUCACAACGAUAUACGAGCACACACGCGGGGGGACAUUCACGUGGACAUGCAACAGAAUUGAUUGGAAAAGUCGACCAAACGAACGAGCAAAACGAACACAAAACGCCAAGAACUUGCUUUGGAAGGAAAAAAAAGGAUGUGCAGAACACAACCGCUGUGGUUGUGUCGUGUUUUCUGUUGUGUUGCAACAUAUAACCAUUUCCAUGGCAACGCCACCAAUACACACACAAACCCAAAGGUGCGUGUUGACGUUGUAACAAGACGGUACAAGUGUAAGCAUUUUCGGGAAUUAUUUUGUUAGUGGUUAGCGGGUAAGUGAACAAAAAAAAACAGUGACAAACGUUUAGAAAUAGCGUUAGACUUCACACAGACGGGCAAUGCGAGCUCGUUACUGUGGGGAGAUAUAUCCUUUUUUAGGUGUAUGUACUUGUAUUUUACAUCACACAAUAAAUCACUUGCACAGACUAGUUAGAGGCUGUCUAUUGUAA